This is a messenger RNA of Paramecium tetraurelia, 2118 nucleotides long. RefSeq lists its product as uncharacterized. The transcript has 2 exons. Lineage: Eukaryota; Ciliophora; Oligohymenophorea; Peniculida; Parameciidae. The record is from RefSeq and is a predicted model, not a curated record.
AUGACCCCUAAAGUUAGAAAAGGAAAACCACAUAAAAAAGCUUCUCCUAUUAAGAGCAAAGAUAUUAAAAUAAUAGUUAUUGAUAGUUUCAAGAGAGAAUAAAAAAAAUAGGAAGUGAAGAAAAAGGGAACCAAAAAGUAGUUAAGCAAAUUAUAAAAAUUUCAAGCUCAAUUGAUUCCUCAAAAUAAUGUAGAUUAGAUUAGAUUACAGCAUAUCUCAUCUAAAAUUUAGUAGAAUUACAGAACUCAAAAUCAGUCAUAUUUAUUAAAAAUAAAGAAUUAAUAUGAUUAAUAUCAGUCUUUGAUCUUAAAAUAUACAUUGUUAACUGAACUUGAUGAUUUUUGUCAUACUCAUGAUCUUCUAAGAAAAACUAUUAUAAAUACCUUCAUUAAUUAGAUUAAGCUAAGUUUCAAUUUUCAAAAUAAGAAUCAAUUUCAAGUUAUUACAAUAGAUCAAAUGAUUUCGAUAUAAUUAAAAAUUAACGCAUAAUCUUAUUAAUUAGAACUAUAUAAUUUACUAAAACCAAUUUUUAGAUCUAAAACUGUGGAUUAAGCUUUCAUAAAAUUAAAAAUAAUGUUGCAAUAAAGAUAUAUAAAGAAAAAGUUAGAGGAGAAACAUUAAGUCUUUGAAAGUUUGAAGGAAUAAAGUUUAGAAAAAUGUUUUGAUAAUGAAAUGGGUAAUUUGCAUUUUUCCUCAUUAAAUUACGCUUAACUUUUAGAAAUAUAAUAAAAACAAGAGUUAAUAUAAAAUGCAAAGGCAAAAUAAGAUUAACCAUUAAUUUUAGAUAGUUUUUUUAAAAAUUCUAAUUUGCAGAAUCCUAAAUAAUAAUUAAGUUCAAUUAGACAAUUCUUAAUUAAACCAAUUGCUAAAUAAUAGAUUGAAAUAAGUAAAAUUUCUGUGAAAUCUAGAAAUCAAAGUAAAGAAUCAUGUUAUUCAAGAAAUGAGUCUUAUUUAAUGCCUUUUUAAUCAAAUAUAUAAAACAAAAAAGCUUAACCAUAUUAAAAUUUAAUUCAAGAGUUUAGAUAAUAAAACAAAUAGGUAUUUUAACCUAAUGUUAAUCAAAAAUUGAGUAGAGCUUAAAGCAUGAAUACAUCUUUUGAAUUACCUUUUGAUUUUGAAUCAUAAACAAGUUGUACUCCAGCUAAUGCUAAAAAAACUAUGUUAGUCUAAAAUGGAUAAAAUAACAAGAUAGGUUUUGAGGUGGGAUGUCGAGAAAUAGAUAAAUAUAGUUAUAAUUCUAGGAAACAAGUUAGAAAUCCAAAUAUAAGUGUUAAUAGGAAUGACUUUAAUCAAUCUCAAUAAUUUAAUUAUCAUAAUAGAAGUGUUGAUUUUAGUAGAUAAUUAGGAUUAAGCAAUUUAUACAAUUCUAAGAUGUUUAAUGUAAAUAACAGUUAAGUAAAUGGAAAUAGCAAUCUAUAAUUUUCAAAAGUAUAAUCAUAAAAUGCUAACAAUGAUUGGUUAAUUGAAUCACCAUAAGGCAGAUCAGUUCUUUAAUCAUAAAAUACAUGGUAAUAAUAUAAUUGGAUAAUAUUUACAAAUGAAAAUAGCAAUUUGAGGUUUAAUAGAUAAAUCAACAUUUAAAAUUUGAAAUUAUUAAAUGUUUCAAUUGAAUCUACUUUUUUUGAUGAUUUUGAGUAUAUAUUAUUGAGUGAUAAGUUUAAAAUAUUGAUAAUGGAACAAAAAGACUUAGUUUGCCCCGAAACCCAUAUGAGACUGGGUAAGGGGGAUGAAAAUGGAGCAAUUCAGGCUAUGAUUAAUAAAAUGAAACUUUAAAUGCAUUAAUUUAUGCUAUAAUACAAUAGUAGAUAAGUAAUUGUUUUGAUUUAAUACUAACACUAAUUUUUUUUGAGAAUGCUAAUCGAAUACAUAUUUCCAUAAUUAGGAUAAUUGUAAGAAUAAUAUAGGAUAACACCAUUUUACUAGAUAGAGGAGUUGCAAGAAAUAAUAUUUGAUUUAAUACAGACCUAAGAGAAUAUUAGAUAUGAUAGAUUGAUAAAAGUAUCAAAUGAUCUUAGCAAAUUUCGAUCAAAAAUAUAAAAUAUUGAAUUUUCUAAUUUGGUUACAAUGAGAUGCUUGAAUCAGUUAUAUUAGACUUUAGUAUAAUAAUUAACAAAUUGA